This is a messenger RNA of Thyridium curvatum, 3477 nucleotides long. RefSeq lists its product as uncharacterized. The record is from RefSeq and is a predicted model, not a curated record. Gene Ontology annotation, biological process: intra-Golgi vesicle-mediated transport. NCBI's taxonomy places the organism in Eukaryota, Fungi, Ascomycota, Sordariomycetes, Thyridiales, Thyridiaceae. The transcript is spliced from 5 exons. The coding region runs from base 1 to 3477 and encodes 1158 amino acids. Gene Ontology annotation, cellular component: COG complex.
AUGGCAUCUGCUCCCGCCUCCCCCAUCGCGGCUCCCGCCAACAUCAAGACCGCCAAUGACGACGACGAGGUCUCCUACAUCGACUACGAGACCUUCCUCGACCCGGCCUUCAGCCCCUCCUCCUUCGCCAACACCCUCGUCCUGGCCACGAACAACGCCAACGACAGCCCCCUCGACCUCUCCACGCCGCUGUCCCGAGUCCUCUUUGACAUCCAAGAGAUCGACUCGCACAUCGAUGCCCUGACGACACGCUCCGCCAUCCCUCUCCUCACACACACCAAGAACCAGAACGAUGCCAGCGCCCGCAUCGUCAACGAGAUCGACGCUCAACUCAAGUCGCUCAAUGACAGCUACAAACAGCUAGAGAAGGAGGUCGUACAGAAGCAUGCAGAGGCAGACGAGGUCCGGCAGGUUGCUUCCCGCUUGUGGGAGACCCUGCGCCUCGGUCGAUCUGUCGGCCGCUGUCUGCAGCUGGGCCGCCAGCUCGAGGUGCAGCACGCCGAGCUCGCCGCCCCGACCACUUCAGGAUCCAGCACGGGUGCGAACAGGAAGGAAGACCACCGAGCCCUCGUACGCUGUGCCCACACCAUCCUCUCCCUCCGCGAGAUCCUAGAGCACAAGGCCCCGGGCCAAGAGGGCCACGGGCUGGAGAAGGUCGACGCCAUCCGCAGCCUACAGACCUCGGUCGUCUUGCCCAUCGAGCGCUCCGUGCGCGAGGCCGCCGAGCGCAUCGUCCGCGAGUUCUCCAUGGGCUCGGGCGCCACCUUCGCCCAGACCGAGGACGCGCGCGCGCGCACCACGUCGGCCCUGGUCGCGCUGUACCUCGUCUCGCCGACGGCCCUCCAAAAGGGCGAGCGGUGGGCGCCGCAGGCGAUGCUGCACGCGCUCGAGGUGUACCUGCGCUCGGCGCUGCAGAGCAGCAUCGCCAGCCUGGCGCGGGCCCUCGCCGCGCUGCCGGGGCUCGACCGCGCGCUGGCCGAGGUCAGCGCCCGGUGCCAGAACAUCAUGGCCCUCGAGCUCAUCCUCGAGUCCACGCGGGCGCCCGCGCACCCGCUGCUGCGCCAGCCGCCGCCGCCGUCGUCGUCCCUGUCCUCCGCCACGUCGUCGUCGUCGACGACGACGGGCACUGCCGGCGGCGGCAACCUGCUGCAGCCGCUGCUGGCGUACCUCGAGACCGGCUCGCUGGCCUCGUACUUCUGGCGCACCCUCGCCAGCAGCCUGUCGACCCGGGUCCAGGAGAUCGUCAACCGCGGCGGCGUGUCGGCGCGCACGCUGCGGACCAACAAGGCCGCCGUCGGCGAGGCGAUCCGCGAGUGCGUCCUGCGCGGCACGCGGCCGCCGGGCGCGAUGGCCGCCGGGGCCAAGAAGGGCAGGGCGGGCAAGGGCGAUGGGGAGCAGGGCGGCGGCGGUGGUGGGAACGGCGGGUGGGACCGGGAAGUCGCGGUCAUGGUUGGCAGCGUUACUCGCUGGCGUGUCUGCGACCGCGACCCGAAGCAAUGCCCACCCGGCAUCACAGCUGCUGGUGUAUUGCUUGGUCUGAACGAUGGGCAGGUCUUGCCACCGAGGCCCAGGCCCUUUCUUACCUUUCCGAGGCGCCCAGCUGUCCCGCCCGACUUGCUGUCUCUGAACCGGGAGCUGUGCCUGGGCAGAGUGCAGUUGUGCGUCGCUGACUUCUUCGACUACGAGCAAAGGGACUACUUCUUCGGGGUCAUGACUGACCGCGUCCAAGCGCCUACGCAAGAGGGCCCCGGCGCGUGGAUGCUGCCGCCAUUCGUCGGGCCUUUAGCACCUUUGAUGAUACCGGAGAAAUGUGUAAUCGACAGCAUCUUUGAAGAGUACCGGUCCUCGGCCUUGACAACCUUGUUCCCUGUCGUCGACCCAGCAAUCUUCCGGAACACCAUAGUCCUGGCUAGCGCGUUGCCGCUGCCUGAGAACCUCGCUGUAGUGAUUGUAGCUUCUUUCAUAUGCUUCAUGUCGUCGCUCCGACCCCAGGUCCUGGCGUUGCUCCGACCCGAACUUACCCCAAACCCGGUUCAAGAAGUAGGGGAGAUAGUGAUGUUGGCCAGGCACGUCGAGAGACUCCUUCCUGAUUUUAUCACAAAGAGCCCCUCGGUCGACGCGCUGCAGGCUGCCGUGAUGAUGGCACUAUACUGGGACUUCAAGGGCAGACUAUUGCACGCCUCGCGCUAUCUCCAGCUAGCCACCGACUGCAUGGCCAAGCUCCUCCGAGAACGGCGCAACUUCCAGCCGGGCCAUCCCGCGCGGCUCUUCACGCUGUGCUGGUUCUGCGAUGCGCAUUUCGCCUUGCGCAUCGGCUACGGGACCUCGUUCCCCCACGGGCUUUGGGCAAAUGUCCCAGAGCACAACCCGGGCUGGCUGGCGGUCCAGCCCAGCCACGUGGACCUCACGACCCUCAAGGUCCGAGUGCUCAACACGUUGUACUUUGGUGAGUCCGAGCGCCAGACGGUCCUGUUCGAGCGGAGGGAGCAGGUGAUCGAUUGCCUCGCCCAGCUCAGGCACUGGCAGCGCGCGACCGCCGUCAAGGCGCCCGACGAGUCGGACCCGCCCAAGCAGCAUGACUUCCCCACCGGGGCGUGCCUCGACUUCGGCACGCUAGCCAUCUUCACCAAGAUCGAGGGCCUGUUCCUUGAGUCGGUGAUACACUACGCCCUCGCCAGUUGGGAGCCGAUCGACGGCCUGACGCAGAAGGAGAAGGGGUAUAUCUUUUCGAGCUCGGAUGCGACGAUCAAUUCGUGCCGCGAGAUGAUUGCGUAUUUGUGCUGUCGAUCGGACGAGUUGCGCGGGGAGCCGUACUGGUCUUUCGUUUUCUAUGUUGCCUGGGCCGGCCUGGUCAUGUUCUACAGCACCUUGAGCGCGCCUGACUUACAGACGGCGAGGAAGGACCUGGACAUCCUGCGCGAGGUGCCGGGCCUCCUCAUCGGCAUGUACCGCAACCAGCCUUUCGCCGGCCCCAACUUCAACCAGGCGCAGAUGAUCCACGGGGUGCAGGAGGGCCUGUUCCGGCUGGCGAGAAAAUAUGUCGAGAUGCGGGCCCAGGGCGAGCUAUUGAAGAUAGGAGCGGGAGGUCAGGACGGAGGGAACGUUCAGGACGGAGGAGGACCGUCGGGGCUUCCGAACACGAUAGUUGCGGAGGGUGUCCCAGAUGCCCCAGAUGCCCCGAAUCUACGCGGAGGGGCUGCCCAAGAUACGGAUGUGGAGGAUGGACAAGAGGUGGAUACGGAAUUCGAUCCAGACGCCAGUUUCGACGGUGGUUCAGACGUCGACCCCGACACCAGUUUCGACUUUGGUGCAGACGUCGUCAUUGGAGAGGGUGGCCCAGACAUCAAUCUGGACCUUGACCCGAACGUCAAUCUGCAGUUCAACCCAAAUGUCAUUGGAGAGGGUGGCCAAAAUGUUCAUGGAGAGUCUGAGACCGAUAAAGAGUCUGGCCAAGCGGGCAUAGGUUUUAAUGGAUAA